AGGCGUGCGGGGUCGCGUGGGUGCAGGUGGUCCGUGGCGCUUCGUGAAGCGUCCGUUGGUUGAGAACGUUUUUUUUUUUUGAGGAGGCGGUGAGGGGGUCUCGGUCCGUGCUUCAAAGCGCCCCUCUUGUCUUUUUUUUCCUCUCUCCUUCCCGGCUCGGUGAGGGUCUCGGCUCGGGGCAGCGUCUUGAAAGGGCUCCCGCCCGUCCAGGUACCAACUGCUGACAAUGUUGUCAGGCGGUCCGGAUUGCCGUGUUGCAGAGAAGAAACCUUUAGUAGACAAAGAAGAGGCCAUCACUCGUCUCCUGCCUGACAUCGAAGUUGACAUUCACGAACAAGACAUUGAGACUGUCCAUGGGUCAGUCCAUGUCACCAUGUGUGGGACACCCCGGGGGAACAGACCUGCUAUUCUAACAUACCAUGAUAUUGGGUUGAAUCACAAGACGUGCUUCAACCCCCUCUUCAAUUACGAGGACAUGCAGGAAAUUACACAACAUUUUGCAGUCUGCCACGUGGAUGCCCCCGGACAGCAAGACGGAGCGCCUUCCUUCCCGCCUGGGUACAUGUAUCCUUCCAUGGAUCAGCUGUCUGACAUGCUUCCUGGAGUUCUAAAACAAUUUGGAUUGAAAAGUGUGAUCGGAAUGGGGACUGGAGCUGGGGCCUACAUUUUGACCCGAUUUGCUCUUAACUACCCUGAUAUGGUGGAAGGACUCGUUCUUAUCAACGUCAAUCCAUGCGCCGAAGGGUGGAUGGACUGGGCCGCAACCAAGAUUUCUGGAUGGGCUCAUGCUUUACCAGACAUGGUCAUUUCACAUCUUUUUGGCAAGGAUGAGAUUCACAGCAGCCACGACUUGAUCCAUACUUACCGCCAGCACAUCAUCAAUGACAUGAACCAAAACAAUCUCCAUCUGUUUGUCAACUCUUACAACAGCCGAAGAGAUCUAGACAUUGAGCGUCCAGUUCCAGGAGUAAACGUGGUUACUCUACAGUGCCCUUCACUGUUGGUGGUUGGUGACAGCUCUCCUGCAGUUGACGCUGUGGUGGACUGCAAUGCGAAGCUUGACCCAACAAAGACCACACUUUUAAAGAUGGCUGACUGUGGUGGCCUUCCUCAAGUUUCCCAGCCUGCCAAGCUUGCUGAAGCUUUCAAAUACUUCAUCCAGGGAAUGGGAUACAUGCCUUCCGCAAGCAUGACCAGACUCAUGAGGUCCCGCACGGCUUCCGGUUCCAGCGUCACAUCCAUGGAAGGGAACAGGAGCAGAUCCCACACCGGGGAAGGUUCCCGAAGUCGGUCUCACACAGGCGAAGGGAACAGGAGCAGAGCCCAAACUGGGGAGGGUUCCCGGAAUCGUGCCGCCGCAGACAUCGAGCUGAGUUCUAAUUCUGCCAAGACCACUGGACAGUCGAGCCCCAAGUCAAUGGAAGUGUCCUGUUAAACGAUGCCGCCCUAGUCCAAACCAAGAUCAAGCAGCAGCCUCAGGCUGCACAUUGCAGUAAUUAACCUAAGGGGUUCCCCAUAACAAAUGGAUCUCUCUACCCCUCCCUUCCCCAAAUCCAUAGGGACCAAUAAAACAAACAAAUAUCUCAGAUGCUCUCUUUCCCUAAUCAAAUGGCUGAUCUUUCCAGCUACUCCUAGAUGGCUUUAACACUCAUCGAGUUAUUGAUCUAAUAUAUUUCUUUUUUAAGAUCCAAGACUGCAACCUAUACCAAUUGCUUUUUUCGGAAAGCAAUUGCCUGAAGCUCGUGGGUUAUCUCUGGCUCUCCUUUUACCCAGUUCUAAAAACUAAACAGUAUUUUUUUUCCCUCCCCCAAUCUGAUUUUAUGGCUUCAUUGUGGAAGAGGAGAUGGGGAAAAGAAAGAAAAGAAAACAGUGGGAGAUUUUUAAAACUCUUCAGGCCUCCACUCUGACCCAUACAUUCCUCAACUGGCCUCACGGAUAGCACCCAAGCUCUCCAUUUGCUACACCACAACAUUAAAAAGGGGGUAAUUUGAUACAACUUGGAGGCAAAACCCCACUGAUGAAAUCUCUUUCAGGCAGACCUGAGAAUUUAGCUGUGGCCCUUUCAUGCUGCUUAAUCAGACUAGAGUUAAGGGUUCGGGAUUCUUAGAAACGCACUACAUUUGAUCUUAAAUUUUGCAUUUCGAUGGGUGGCCUUUAAGAAGCCGCAGCAAUAGAUAGUAAAGCUGAUCCCUUUACUGUAAUGAAACCACCUACCCACUCGCCUCCCCAAUAUUUUGCUUCCAAAAAAUUGGGGGCAGAAGUAAGAAGCAUCUCAUUCUUAGAUUGACUCUAGCAGAAAAUUAAGACAGUGGAAAUCGUGUAUAGUGAUUUACCGAGAACUAUAAAUGUUUGCAAAACGUUGGAGGAAAGAGGCAAGGCUGUAAUAGAGAUUUAGUUUGAUGAUUGUAAAAGUAGAUUAUAUUGAUUCUACAAUUGAAAAGCUACUUUGCCGAUAUGUCUGCAGCGCUUAACAGGGUGGGAAGCUAUGAGCGAGACAGCUCAACAGGUUUCCAGCAUAGAUGAGAAUUCUAGUUUUUAUAGGAACAUAAUUAUAUCUAUUUUUCCACUGGCUUGAUCUGUUUGCUACUUCACAAAACUUAAUAUAGCUAAUGAAUUUUGGAUAUUGAGCAUAUUUGCAUCAUUUAGCAUCUUCAGAGCUGAAUAUCUGAGGUAGUUCACGAGAACUGAUUUCUUUUACCCGAGGUUAAUUACCUGGGUUUGCUCUUCUUUUUUUUCUUUUUUCUUUUUUUCUUCUUCAAAUGACAACUUCAAAGUUUCCUGGAAAGUUUAUAAUGAGGAAUAGCAGAUUGUAAUAGAGAAGCUUGACUUGCCUAUUUGGGGGGGAAAGUUUAUUAAUGAAUUAUUUGUAUUUAUUUCAAACAAAAUAAAUUUGUAACUUUGCA
Messenger RNA from Pantherophis guttatus, 2903 nucleotides. It is a transcript of the gene NDRG1, whose product is annotated as N-myc downstream regulated 1. The record is from RefSeq and is a predicted model, not a curated record. NCBI's taxonomy places the organism in Eukaryota, Metazoa, Chordata, Lepidosauria, Squamata, Colubridae.